AUGGCACUGAAGACUUCCUCCUGCCAGCAAGGCUUGACGCCACCCGAUAGCCCAACAAAGGAGUCGACUAUGCCUCCUGCCACCUUGAACUAUCUGAAGCAUAUCUUUGGUGUGUUUCUUGAGAAGGCGCUACUCGAUCUUACCAACCAAGAGCCUCCAAAUACGCCCCUCUCCCAGGACCGGUCCCCAGCAGGCCCCGACAUGGUUCGACUGAAGCAGUUGCUGGUGAAACUCACCCGCGACGAACGUGCUUCAGUCGGACCCUUCGUGACAACUAAUCUUGCUCAGUAUGAUCUUGCCAACAAUGAACAGGAAGAGGUUGUUCAGGUGGCAGAUGAAGCUGAUCUCAGUCGUCCAAUCUGUACUACUCCAGAUGAUUUCAAAUCGUUUGAGAAGUGGGCAUCGACAUCCCAAUUCAAAACAGUUGUUGAAACUUGGGACAAAGAGGCAUGUAAAUACAAGAUAGCCGAGCCGACGGAGACCGGCACCGAUCUAGACGACUACGCUGAAUAUGCAUUCAUCGUCCGUGAACGUGUUGAUCGGAACUCCGACGAGGUGACGUCCUACAUAGACAUCAAAUCGGAAGGCUUACGUGACAUCCUGCGUGUGGUGUUACACGACAUCAAAGCUAUUAGCUUGCUGGAGGACAAGCCAUCGAUCGAGCAAAAUGUCCUUUUCCAUUUCCUCCCAGAGCUCGACAGAUGUUUAGACAACAGUUCGGACCAUGACCCGGCACAUGCGGAGUAUCUCCGCCUCCUCAUCGACCACCUUACGUACGCAUACGCUUCUAUCUCGCAGCGUCUCGAAUCAAUGUUGCAGCACGGUCAUAUUACUUAUGACCUUCUUUGGGCGCUUUUCAAGCCUGGUUGCCAUGUUUAUACUACAUGCAUUGGCACAAAAGAGCCGCGAUGUGUCGUAUUCGAUGCGGGGGAAGAAAUAACCCAGAAUGACGAGACGUGGUUUAAUCUCGAAUGCCGAUUUCUUGAUUAUGACGGAGUCAAGUUCGGUGAGGCCGGAAUCUUUCUGCGUGUGCCAAAGUUCCGAGGGUCAAAGCCGAUCGCGACUCUUGAAGCUUACCCUCUCUGCCACCAUCCGAGUCACGAGCAGGUCCGAAAUGACCUAGUUGAUAGAGGUCAAAAAUUUCGGGAUUUAGCUGGCUCGCACAUUCAGCACUGUAAAGGCAGUGCAUUCUAUGUGAACAAGGGGAAGAUUUUCAAAAUCAACAUCAACAGCCGAGUGGCAGUGGACGCCGCAUUUUUCCAUGAGAUGCAGCCAAACUACUCCCGACCGUCACUCCGCGAUUUAGGAGUAAGAGACAAGAAUGGCAUUGCAGUUAUUGAUAUAGGGGCAAUGCUCAUGGAGGACCGCGAACGAGAGAAGGAGAGAAUGCGAGGGGACGGUGUGGAUGCACAGAAGCUGAGCGAGGCCGAUUUGUUAAUCGCCUGUCCAACAGUUUGUUGUUUCAGCUUCAAGGAGAAAAUGUUCUUGGAGUGCGCAGUUAGUGCUCUUAGGGACGUGAACUGGUUACCUGAAUCAUUUGACUGCCUGCAAAUUCCGCCAGAGAACAAGGCACUCCUCUUGUCAAUGGCAAAAACCCGCUUGGGUCUGAUACAGACAGUACCCUUUGACGACGUAAUUGAUGGGAAAGGCCAAGGAGUCAACAUUCUUCUGGAGUAUGUCGGCAAAUUGUUCAUGUCCUAUAUCGAAGCUUCCAUCCUAACCCGUGUUAGUGGCCCACCCGGCGUCGGAAAGACGUUCACAGUUGAAGCAACCUCGGAAUAUUUCCAGCUGCCUCUCUAUUCGAUAUCUGCAGGCGAGCUCGUUGUCGACCACGGAGAUUCCAAUGCGCUUGAGCAACAACUUGAAAUUGUAUUCAAGAUCGCUAAACACUUCAAAGCUGUGCUCCUUUUGGAUGAGGCAGAUGCGUUCAUGGAGCAGCGCACGUCGUACCACGAUGCUCACAACCGCCUGGUGACCGUGUUUCUCCGAAAGCUGGAAUAUUACCAGGGAAUCUUAUUCUUGACUUCGAAUCGGGGUAUUCAGUUCGACGACGCAAUCCUUAGUCGGAUUCAUUUAAUCGUCAAGUAUAAAGACUUGAGCAGGGAAUUUCGCAGGGGUCUCUGGUCAACUUUUCUGAAGAGGGCACGUACAGUCCAAGGACCUGCUAUAAUCGAGAAGCACGACCUCCGACGAUUGGAGUCUUUAGAGCUCAAUGGACGAGAGAUCAAAAACAUCGCAGCAAUUGCACAUGCUCUCGCCGAGGCGAAUGCCAGCCAAGUGAGCUAUAAAUACCUGGAGUUAGCCGCGGAAUCGAAUCAGAAAUUUUCGAAGGAGUUCGGCAGACAGGGGCCUGCUGAUGGAAUGUAUGUCUGA
Messenger RNA from Penicillium crustosum, 2373 nucleotides. RefSeq lists its product as uncharacterized. The transcript is spliced from 7 exons. Bases 1 to 2373 code for a protein of 790 amino acids. Lineage: Eukaryota; Fungi; Ascomycota; Eurotiomycetes; Eurotiales; Aspergillaceae. The record is from RefSeq and is a predicted model, not a curated record. Gene Ontology annotation, molecular function: ATP hydrolysis activity; ATP binding.